This is a messenger RNA of Perca fluviatilis (European perch), 2560 nucleotides long. RefSeq names its product NADPH oxidase, EF-hand calcium binding domain 5 (gene nox5). Bases 4 to 2337 code for a protein of 777 amino acids. Gene Ontology annotation, molecular function: calcium ion binding; superoxide-generating NAD(P)H oxidase activity. The transcript has 16 exons. Gene Ontology annotation, biological process: defense response; superoxide anion generation. Gene Ontology annotation, cellular component: NADPH oxidase complex; plasma membrane. The record is from RefSeq and is a predicted model, not a curated record. Lineage: Eukaryota; Metazoa; Chordata; Actinopteri; Perciformes; Percidae.
AGCAUGAGUGUGGACGAGGACGCCCGCUGGCUGGAGUGGGUCACCAAACAGUUUGAGAGCAUCGCCGGGGACGACAAAGAGAUCGACAUCGAUGAGUUUAAAACGGCUCUCAAAGUCAAAGAGUCUUUCUUUGCGGAGCGUUUCUUUGCGCUGUUCGACUCGGACGGCAGCGGCUCCAUCAGUCUGGACGAGCUGCUGAAAGCUCUGGACCUGCUGAUCCACGGCAGUGAGACGGAUAAACUCAAGUUCCUGUUCCAGGUCUACGACGUGGACGGCAGCGGCUCCAUCGACCCGGACGAGCUGCGGACGGUUCUGAAGUCUUGUCUGCGCGAGAGCGCCAUCUCUCUGCCGGAUGAGAAGCUGGACGACCUGACGCUGGCGCUGUUCGAGUCGGCCGACCAAGACAACAGCGGAUCCAUCACCUUCGAGGAGCUCAAGGCCGAGCUGGAGAACUUCCCCGAGGUCAUGGAGAACCUCACCAUCAGCGCUGCUAACUGGCUGAAGCCCCCGGCGGCGGAGCAGAAGAAACGGCGUGCGCCGCGGUACCUGACGCGCGCCUACUGGCAGAACAACAGCAGGAAGCUGUUCUUCCUCUGCCUGUACGCCGUGGUCACCGUGCUGCUGUUCACCGGCGCCAUGCUGCAGCAUCGCCACGGCGGCGGCUGGUUCAUGGUCGCCAAGGGCUGCGGGCAGUGCCUCAACUUCAACUGCACCUUCAUCCUGGUUCUGAUGCUGCGGCGCUUCCUGACGUGGCUGCGGGCCACGUGGGUGGUGCGGGUCUUUCCUCUGGACCAGAACAUCCUGCUGCAUCAGAUCGUGGGCUACGCCAUCCUCUGCUUCACGCUGGUGCACACCACCGCGCACGUCUUCAACUUUGUGCAGCUCUCGGAGCACAGUGGCUUCUCUCUGUGGGAGUACCUUCUGACCACGCGUCCCGGCGUGGGCUGGGUCAACGGCACGGCGUCUCUGACCGGGGUCGUCCUGCAGCUGGUCAUCUUCCUCAUGGUGCUCUGCUCCAGCACCUUCGUACGCCGCAGCGGACACUUCGAGGUGUUCUACUGGUCUCACCUGUCCUACGUGUGGGUCUGGGCUCUGCUUGUGGUUCACUGUGCAAACUUCUGGAAGUGGUUCCUGGUCCCGGGCCUGAUCUUCCUGCUGGAGAAGAUCGUAGGAAUCGCCGUUGCCCGUAUGGGAGGACUUCACAUCGUGGAGGUCAACCUGCUGCCGUCCAAGGUGACUCACCUGGUGAUCAAACGUCCGGAGUUCUUCCACUUCAAACCGGGAGACUACGUCUACAUCAACAUCCCCGAGAUCGCCAAGUACGAGUGGCACCCGUUCACCAUCAGCAGCCCUCCGGAGCAGUCCGACAGUCUGUGGCUCCACAUCCGCUCCAUGGGCCAGUGGACCAACCGCCUCUACGAGUACUUCAGGCAGCCGCAGAGAGAGGUGGUCAGCCCCAAGAGGCUCGCCGCCAGCCUGAGGGACCGCAGACAGCUGACCAGGGCACAGGAGGAGUUGUUCAGCUUUACUAACUGUAACGGAGCCGUAGCGUCUAACGAGAACGCCGCCGUCGAGCUGAUGAUGUACAGGCAGAACGGCUCCCCGGCCCCCCCCACCUCUGAGGCUCCGCCCCCAGACGGGCUGGGGCCCGCCGAGAGGGGAGAGGCUCCUCCAACCAGAGAGGUUUCUGCCAAGUUUGGUGAGAAUCACAGAUUCUGCAACAUCAAGUGUUACGUAGACGGACCGUAUGGGACCCCUACGAGACAGAUCUUUACCUCUGAGCACGCAGUCCUGAUCGGGGCUGGUAUUGGGAUCACACCGUUCGCCUCCAUCCUGCAGAGCAUCAUGUACCGAUACCGCAUGAGGAAGCAGAACUGUCCCAACUGUAGCUACUCCUGGUGUGAAAACAUUAAAGACGGCGAGAUGUUGUUACGCAAAGUCGACUUCAUCUGGAUCAACCGAGACCAGAAGUCGUUUGAAUGGUUUGUUAGUUUACUGACCAAACUGGAGAUGGACCAGGCAGAUGAAGAGCCAGAAGGCCGGUUCCUGGAGAUGCACAUGUAUAUGACGUCGGCUCUCAGUAAGAACGACAUGAAGGCCAUCGGCCUGCAGAUGGCGCUGGACCUGCUCGCCAAGAAGGAGAAGAGAGACUCCAUCACGGGCCUGAGGACCAGAACCCAACCCGGACGACCGGAGUGGGGGAAGGUGUUCCAGAAGGUGUCGGAGGAGAAUAAAGGGAAGGUCCACGUCUUUUACUGCGGCGCUCCGGCUCUCGCUAAAACCAUCAAAGCUCAGUGUGAACGCUUCGGCUUCAACUUCUACAAGGAGCACUUCUGACACAAGCUGGGCUUUCAAUUAACUUUAUUAGUCAUCACCAGCCAACACAACCUGGUCUUUCAAUUAACUUUAUUAGUCAUCACCAGCCAACACAACCUGGCCUUUCAAUUAACUUUAUUAGUCAUCACCAGCCAACACGGCUAGUAGAUGUUUAAAGUUACCAGCCAAUCAGAUUCUCAACUAGCCACCCACACACACACACACAAACACACACACACACAUA